Molecule: messenger RNA, 1062 nt
Organism: Pneumocystis carinii B80
Lineage: Eukaryota; Fungi; Ascomycota; Pneumocystomycetes; Pneumocystales; Pneumocystaceae
Exons: 5
Coding region: 46-1017 (323 amino acids)
Biological process (GO): tRNA wobble uridine modification
Cellular component (GO): nucleus; elongator holoenzyme complex; cytosol
Molecular function (GO): tRNA binding
Source: RefSeq, a predicted model, not a curated record
UGAUCAUUGAUAAUAUAUUAUUUAUUAAAUAGACCAUUUUUAUAAAUGAUAGAAAAAAAAACACCAUUAAUCAUUGAACGAUUAUUGUCAUUUAAAGAACUAUCACCUCUUAUAACAAUAUUUGAUACAAUUUUACAAUCGUCAUGGCCACUUAUUUAUCAUUUUUUAAAAAGAGCAAAAUCUCUAAACAUAAUAUCUAUACAUAUGAAAACAGAAACUAGCAUCAUGCAUCAUGCUACUAGUGACUACAGCAUACCAUUAUUCUACAAAGAUAAUAAAAAUCUAAUGAGAAAAGAUUUAUCAACAUUAAUAUAUAAUAUCAAAGAAAUAAUAUCAAAAUACGAAAUAUCUCAAAGGUUUAUUAUACUCGUAGAUUCUAUUGAUGCAUUUAAUCUAACGAACAAAAUAAAUAUUUCAGAUAUAAUAACAUCAAUUUUAACAUUGAAUGGUUCUAUAACGUUAAUUUUGAUAAAUCAUUUAUCAAUACCUCUUCCAAAAUCAUAUCCAGUAUAUUAUCCAUUACCAUCAGAAUUACUAUCAUAUAUAUCAACAACCAUUAUUUCAAUUCAAUCAUUGUCACAUAAAAUAGCUAUUAAAAAUGCAAAAGAUAAGGCAUUGACUACACCACUUGAAAACGAUUCCUAUAUUGAAGGUGUUAUCGUUGCUUUAGAUUCAAAUGAUACAUCAGGGAUUUUCAUUGAUACAGAACAUCGUCGUAAAAAUGGAAAAUGUAUACAUGAAGAAUCUGUUUUAAUGUUAAAAACAGGUGUUAUUAAAUCUAUAGUAGAUAUUGAACAAUUUAAAAAAAAAACAUAUAUUAUUGAAAAGCAAAUAGAAGAUUUAAACAUUAAUUUUAAUUUAACACUUACAGAUAAACAAAAAAAACAAAAAGAAAACGUAAUUCUCCCUCAUUUUAAAUCACAAACUAUAUAUCAACCUGAAAGUUUAAUAUUCUAUACACCAGAUUCAGAAGAUGAUUUAGAUGAAGAAGAUCCAGACAAUGACUUAUUAUUAUGACAUUUUUCUACACUAAAAAUAAAAACACAACAUGCAUUAGUUUUU